Messenger RNA from Parathielavia appendiculata, 2250 nucleotides. Its product is annotated as nucleotide-binding domain-containing protein. Gene Ontology annotation, biological process: retrograde transport, endosome to Golgi. The coding region runs from base 475 to 1752 and encodes 425 amino acids. Gene Ontology annotation, cellular component: cytoplasm; late endosome. Gene Ontology annotation, molecular function: oxidoreductase activity. The transcript has a single exon. The record is from RefSeq and is a predicted model, not a curated record. NCBI's taxonomy places the organism in Eukaryota, Fungi, Ascomycota, Sordariomycetes, Sordariales, Chaetomiaceae.
GGCUGAUCUAGAAACGAGAACAACUUUAUGCGAUGCGGCCAGAAGUGUUUCGGCCACCGCGAGGCCAAUGCCACGGCUUGCGCCGGUGACGAUGACCACCUUCGAUUCCAUCUCGAACUGGGGGUGCUUGACAGUCCAGUAACGUUGGCGGCUUGGCGAGAUCCUGUUGAUGCCGGAGCGCCUCCGAGCUUCUGAGCGUUCAUCCAAAAAAUUUGGAAACCCCUCCAUGUGGGGAGCGGGGAAUAAUGCUAAUCCAAAGGCGUGCCUUGCCAUCGGGGUUUCUCCAUAUCCAGCUGCCUCGACUCCAUCAAAGCCGUCCGAACGGAGGUCUUCUGGGCCGGAAGGGGAGAUUUCCCUCCGCCCCCCUUUUUACAGAGUGCCUUGACAGUAUUAAUUUACUUUUGUAUGUUCCUUGUGACUAUCAUUCUCAGUCGUUCAACCAAAUACCCGACAGGUUCAACCCAUAUUGUAGACAUGUCUUCUGAUACAGUCAUUCUUGGUGCGGGUAUCAUCGGCGUUUCCACAGCCUACUACCUGUCCAAACACCAAGAUCCAACAAGCAUCCAUGUGGUCGAGCCGUCCCCCGAGCUCUUCUCCUCGGCGUCCGGAUAUGCGGGCGGGUUCCUCGCCAAAGACUGGUUUUCCCCUUCUUUGUCGGCACUCGGCGCCUUGAGCUUUGAGGAACACCGCCGGCUCGCCGAGGAGCAUGGCGGAAGGGAGCAAUGGGGUUACGCGCCCUCCACGUGUGUCAGCUAUGUGGCAUCUGCCGCAACGCGCCACUCCCAAAAGCGAGGCGACGACUGGUUGCGUGACGGCACGAGCCGGGCCGAUGCUGCCCCUGCUGUCCUCGACUCGCUGUCCGGGAAGACGCCGGCUUGGUUGCGCAGGGUGGACGGGGACCACAUGGAGCUCAUCAGCGACGAGGGCACCACGGCCCAGGUUGACCCCCUUUUGCUUUGCCGGUUCCUCUUGCAGGAAUGCGUCAAGCGCGGGGUGAGGCUUCACCAUCCGGCCAAGCCGAUCUCGGUGGUCACGAACGAGCAGGGCGAGGUAUCUGGUCUCCGCAUCGCAGUUUUCGAGUCGUCUGCCGAAACGGAAUUACCCUGCGCGCGGCUCAUCAUCACGGCUGGAUCAUGGACAGGGAAGGUGUUCCAGACGCUAUUCCCCAAGUCGACCCUUCAAAUCCCCAUUAAGAGCCUGGCCGGCCACUCCAUGGUCCUGAAGUCACCGCGAUGGCAUGCCGGGCUGGAACCCAACGGGUGCCAUGCCAUCUUCACCACGCAUAACGAGGGCUUCUGCCCGGAGAUGUUCUCUCGGCUGGGAGGUCACAUUUACUUUGCGGGACUGAACUCGUCAAGUCUGCCGCUUCCGAACGCGGCGGCCGGUAAGGCGACGCCGUAUUCCAAGGACCUGGCGCAGCUGCGACAGGCGGCCAAGGAGAUUCUGGGGUCGGGAGCCGAAGGCGAAGACGACCUGGAGAUUGUCCGGGAGGGAUUGUGCUUCCGGCCUAUUACCUCCUGGGGCACGCCGAUUAUCUCGAGGAUUCGGGAUCAGGAUCUCGGCGCCGGCAUGGCGACCAGAGGAGGGGCCGAAGGCGGGGUGUUUGUCGCUGCGGGCCACGGGCCUUGGGGUAUUGCCAUGAGUCUUGGUACGGGUAUCGUCUUGGCUGAGAUGGUGCAGGGUCUGAAACUCAGCGCCGAUAUCAGCGGGCUGUCAUUUGAUGGGGAGAAGGCGAAGGUAUAUGCGAGUUAGACGGUCUGGUACGGAUAUUGGAUUCGGAAUCUCGGAGGCAGGAUCAGGAAAGCUUUCAACAAGUGUCUUCUUUUCCUUGACUUCUCAGUGUCAUAUCAAUGCGCCGGGAUGUUCCGCAAACUGUCUUCUUCAUCAAGUAUAUGGAGCUGCCAAAGGUCAAGGAAUGUUUGUCUGCGAGGAAUUGGGGUAUCAGGAUAGACUGGACGUUUCCCAGCACACAAACGCUUUCCGGUUACGCUUUCACAGCGGCCAAGGUAGGUCACGCCAGAGCCGUCGAACAUAUAUCUACGGUACCGGCCUUUACUCUCGUCGUCUUAUCAGCAUAGAGCUGAUGCACUCAACAACCGGCCGUCUCCAGGAGCUUCAACACAACUUUACAAAGCAGCGUGUGCAGACAUCAUAGUUCAUCGGUACCUGAGAAAGCUGCAGCAAUCGGAUCAAGGCAAGGACAGGCCGACUCAGAGUGGACGAGGGAACGGAACCGACAGGCAGCCAAUG